AGCUGUGUUGUGAUUGGUUGUUUUUCGGGGUCAAUCAGUACCGGCUGGGUUGCCAUGGCGCUGCUCAGUCUUUGGGCCUACUCGAUGCUGCUUGUGGCUUCGGCUUGUGCGGAGUCUCACUUCCAGACGUUAGCGCAUCUGCGGCCGGCCGUGACGGAUGAGGAGCAAACGAAGGCCGUGCGGGAGCUGCUGCACCGGCUGCUUGGGCCCCGAGACCGGGAUUUCCUGCUGACCGUGAGCCGAUCGAUGCCUGGGCCCGAGGACCGGGAUCGGUUUGAAGUGCGAUCCCUGGGGGAUGGCCGGGUUUCUAUCCUGGGAAGCACCGGAGUGAGCGCAGCCACCGGACUCUAUCGGUACCUGAGCACCGUCUGCGGCUGCCACAUCUCCUGGUCGGGGGAUCAACUCAACGUCCCCUCGCCGCUGCCUUCUGUCCCCAAACCGAUGCGGGUCACUUCACCCAACAGGUUCCGUUACUAUCAGAAUGUUUGUGCAUACAGCUACUCUUUUGUCUGGUGGGACUGGGAGCGUUGGGAGAGAGAAAUUGACUGGAUGGCAUUGAGUGGCAUUAAUCUCCCAUUGGCAUUUACUGGUCAAGAAGCCAUAUGGCAAAAUGUAUACAUUUCACUUGGCUUCAAUCAAACUGAAAUUGACAACUUUGUUGUUGGUCCUGCAUUUCUUGCAUGGGGUCGUAUGGGGAAUAUGCAUAGCUGGGCAGGACCAUUGUCAAACUCCUGGAACAAAAAUCAAUUGAAUCUGCAGCAUCAGAUUCUUCAGCGGAUGAGAUCUUUGGGUAUGUUGCCAGUCCUUCCUGCCUUUGCAGGUUUUGUACCUGGUGCCAUCAGAAGAUUGUUUCCUAAAGAAAACAUCACAAGGCUAGGGAUCUGGGGACAUCUAAACUGUUCUUAUUCUUGUUCCUUCCUGCUGGAUUCCAAGUCCCCCCUCUUUCAGCAAAUAGGCAAGAUGUUUCUGUUGGAGCUAAUUAAAGAAUUUGGUACAAACCAUAUUUACAGUGCAGAUACAUUCAACGAAAUGACCCCGAGCUCGUCAGACCCUAAAUAUUUAUCCACUAUCAGCAAUGCCGUCUUCAAGUCAAUGACACAAGUGGACCCUUCAGCAGUUUGGCUUAUGCAAGGAUGGCUAUUUGUGAACAAACCUUCAUUUUGGCAGCCAGCCCAAAUCAAAGCUUUGUUACAUGGAGUACCAUUGGGAAGGAUGAUUAUUUUGGAUUUGUUUGCUGACGGUAGACCAGCAUAUUCCUUCACCGAGUCUUUCUAUGGACAACCUUUUAUAUGGUGCAUGUUGCAUAAUUUUGGUGGCAACACAGGGAUGUAUGGAACAGUAGAAACAAUAAAUAAAGGGCCUUUUGAAGCUAGGUUUUUCCCAAAUUCCACCAUGGUGGGUACAGGAAUAACACCAGAAGGAAUUGAACAGAAUGAUGUUGUAUAUGAGCUAAUGAAUGAAAUUGGCUGGUGCAAAGAGCCUUUAAACCUCACAGAAUGGGUUAUGUCAUAUGCAGAGAGACGAUAUGGAAAGAAAAAUGAUGAUGCUAUAGCUACAUGGCUGUUGUUAUUACAAAGUGUCUACAAUAAUACUUUAUAUCGACGAGACCACAACAGAAGUCCAUUGGUUCACAAACCUUCUUUGAAAUUGGAUACUUCUUUAUGGUAUAACAAAAGUGAUGUCUAUGAAGCAUGGAGGCGGAUGCAAACAGCUGUUUCUGAUCUGUUCUCUAGUGAGACCUUCAGAUAUGACCUUGUUGAUGUGACAAGGCAAUCUGUUCAGCUCUUAGUUUCAGAAUUUUAUGAAGACCUCAAGAAUGCAUUCUUAAAAUAUUCCAUCGUGGGGCUGCAGACUUCAGGAAAUGUCUUAGUGUAUGACUUGCUACCUGAACUUGACAACCUCUUGUCCAGCGACAAACACUUUUUAUUGGGCCACUGGUUACAAACAGCUCGGUCCUUGGCAACAAAUGAAAAAGAAGCCAACCAAUAUGAAUUCAAUGCUCGUAGUCAAAUUACUCUUUGGGGGCCAGAUGGGAAUCUUUUGGACUAUGCCAACAAGCAGUGGGGUGGUUUAGUUAAUGACUAUUAUGCACUUCGUUGGGAUCUCUUUGUGAAGACACUUAUUAAGUGUCUUGAGAAGAGAAUUCCCUUCAAUCAAGCCCACUUCAACCAAAUUGUCUUUCAAGUGGAACAAAACUUUAUUAUAAACAAAGUAAAAUAUCCAGACAAACCAGUGGGAAAUACCUUUGAGAUUGCAAAAAAAUUGUUCCUGGAAUAUUAUCCCCAGGCAAUGAAAAGACUCAAUUAAUAAUGAAUUCAGUAUUGGUAUGCAUGCAUGUUUAGUUUGGUUUAAUUUUAAAGUGCAGUAGCCUCUUAAGUUGCUCUUCAAUGUAGUACAUAUUGGUUAUGUACUGGUCAUUCCUGUGAAGUAAAGGAUAUACUCAAAAAAAAAAGUUUUAAAAACUUUAUCAGCUAUGUUCCAAUGUCAUCAGCUAAAAAAGCAAAACUUUAAUCUAUUUUUCCUGGUAUUAAGUUUUUAAUGAUCUGGUCUUAACUGUCCAGUGAACUCUGCAAAUUUCAGCCAUUUUAAACCUUGGGAUGUUAAGCAUUAAUGGUCCUUGUUUGUUAAAAAUAUAUUCCCUAGGCCAGAUUUUAUCCAGCCAGCAGAAAGCCCAAUAUACUGCACGUCUGGUGAGCUGAAUCAUCUCCAAGGACAUUUCAGGCAUAUGUUGCCUAAGUUGUAAGAUUUUAUUUUUCUCUAUAACAUUUGAUUUUGUAUUUCUCUUUUUAUCCUAUUUUAUCGAAAUAAUUAUCCAACAACGGCAAUGGGGCAAAUGUUUGGGACUACUGUUUUCCUGUAACACUUGGAUAAAAUCAAACUCUCUGAUGGAGAUACCAUAUGGAGACUGUAGGAUGCAAUUGCUUACACAUCUACAAUUCAUUGCAUUGGUAUCAUGAUAUUUAGUCUGUCUGUCAUAAUAAAUCCUACUUUCUAACUUCAGUUUAACUUAGCAGAAUUUGAUAUAGACCUUAGUAAUGUCUAAGUAAAUCGCUCAUGCAUAGGAUGUAGGACAAAGGAACAGGCCAUUUUGCAUGAUCCUUUCUUUGUUUAUGCAUCACUUGAGCCUCCUCCCAUUUUUCCUCAUGCAAAUCUACCCAGUGUAACCCUCUAUUCACUUCUCCCUCAUGCUUGUCUAGCUUCCCCCUUAAAUUCAUCAAUACCAAUCACUUUAACCACUCCCUGUGGUAGCGAGUUCCACAUUCUCACCAGUCUUCUUAAAAAGCAUCUUCUGAAUUCCCUAUUGGAUUUCUUGGUGACUAUCUUCUAUCGAUAGCCUCCAGUUAUGUUCUUCCUCAAGUGGAAACUUACUUUCCCUAUCCACUCAAUCAAACCCUUUCAUAAUCUUAAAGAUCUUUAUGAGAUCACCCCUGAGCCUACUUUUCAACGGAAAAGAGAUCCAAAUUUCAAUCCUUUCCUGAAAUGUAUAUUCAUGUAUUUCCGGUAUCAUCCUUGUAAAUCCUCACUGUGCCCUUUCCAGUUCCUCUAUAUCCUUUUUACGAUAUGGCAACUAGAACUGCACAAAGCCUCUAAGUGUGGUCUAACUAAGGUUCAAUAAAGAUUUAGUAUACCUUUACUACUUUUGAACUCUAUCCCUCUAGGACUAAAACCGAAUGCUUGGUUUGCUUUUUUUAAAGGCCCUGCUAAUCUCUGUGCAACUUUUAGUGAUUGGUGCAUUUACCUUUGUUCCUCUAUCACAGCUAGUCUUGCACCUUCCCAGUAAUAAGUGACUUUCUUAUUCUUCCUGCAAAACUCUGUAACCCAUGACAGUAACAUUAAAGUGUUGUACAGUA
Messenger RNA from Carcharodon carcharias (great white shark), 3851 nucleotides. It is a transcript of the gene naglu, whose product is annotated as N-acetylglucosaminidase, alpha. NCBI's taxonomy places the organism in Eukaryota, Metazoa, Chordata, Chondrichthyes, Lamniformes, Lamnidae. The transcript is spliced from 6 exons. The record is from RefSeq and is a predicted model, not a curated record. Bases 55 to 2307 code for a protein of 750 amino acids.